This is a messenger RNA of Triticum turgidum subsp. durum (durum wheat), 273 nucleotides long. Lineage: Eukaryota; Viridiplantae; Streptophyta; Magnoliopsida; Poales; Poaceae. The record is from the annotation of a GenBank genome assembly.
AUGGCCCAAAUGAAAUUUUAUAUAUGUCAGCAAAACAAACUACAAAAGGGCAUGUUAUUUAAUACACCACGGAAUAAUUUGAGCAAAUUUGAUCGUAGCAGGUCUGAACAUGCAAGAUUAGCAUCACAAAUCAUAGCUUCUAUAACAUCAGAGUCCAUAGCAUCAGAGGCCGUACCUUUCGCAGUGUGUGAGUUUCUCAUUCCAGCACACAUACAUUGUCAUGUACCAGCUGUUUGUAGAGCUCAUCCCAAUGAGAAUUUGUAUCUUCUUUAG